GGUGCUUUGUCUCUCUUCCUGUCACUGAGUGUUAUUCGAAUAACUACUCUACCUAGAAGGUCCAAUUUUCCAGAUUCUCUCGUUUCAAAUAAUUCUGGGUGAUGACAAUGGAAGGCUGCUCCACAUUCAUUCUGCUUUAUUCUCUGCACUUUCUAAAUAUAGGCUCCCAGGGCAUUCAUAUACUACAAGAAUCACAACUUCCUUAUCAUGGAGAGGAAGUUGGUUUGCUUUCAGAAAGUCUUCUUCAGUUUGGUUUUAUGUUCAGCAAAGAAGUAAACUACACAAAGGAAAGUAUUAAGAACAUUUUUGAGCAGCUGGAUAGUUUCAACAUGUCCCUGGCAAAAAUGUAUACGCAGGUGAGACAGAUAGCUAAAGCUGGAAAGAAUCUUAACAAAAAAGCAAAAAGCCACAUAAGCAAUGGCACUAUGUCCCAGCUUGUUGCUGAGCUGAGUGAAGAGCUCGCAAGAGUGCAGAUACAUGGAGCAUCUUUGGAGAACAAGAUCAAGCCAUUGGAAAGAAGAAUGCAAAAGGCUGUAAAUAUCAGAAAAAAGGACAAUUCCCAGUCCAGUACUGCUGAGAUUCUGUCCUUCCUUACAAGGCAACAUAUCCGAAUAGAGGCACUUAUGGCAGUUGUGGACAUCCAUCAAAAACGGAUCAAUACCCAAGAGACAAAAAUUCAAAGAUUACUGAGAAAGACUAGACCAAGAAAAAACAAAAGUAAAGAAAAGAAUAAUGAAAGGGCUGGAGAUGCAGUUUAAAUUGUAGUCCACUAAUAAACAACUAUUGAAAUCCUGUAGAACAGUCGGCAAACUGACAGCUGUAUUUGCCUCUUUCAUGUAUUUUCCUGAUUGCCUCUCCAUGACACUAUUUUUAAUGUAUUGAUAUCAAUCACCCAAGUGUUUUUCCAUAUAAAAUAUGAUUAUGCAUUAGUGUUUAGAAUAACUGCUUAUUGAUAUUCCAGAAAUAGGGGAACCAUAAAUAUGCACCAAUCUACCCAUUUCCCAUGCCUAAAACAAGUCCCUGAUGCCCCCAAUUGCUUUCCCCUCAUCCUUCUGUCUCCUGCUCUCUCUUUUAAAUCUCUUUUCUCCAUUCUACACCAUUGCUUGUAAUUGCUGCUGUAGCUCUUUUAUUUCACAUUUUAGAAUAUUAACAUGUGGUUAAGAAACAGCCGCAGAGCAUACCUAGUAUGCAAAUUCAGAAGUAGUCACUGCAAAGAUAAAAACCUCACGUACAUAUACAGAACUUAUAUUAUUACUGAUGUAAUGUUGCAGAUAUCAGCAACAAGAAUUGCAAGAAUUCUACAUUGAACUAUAUGUAGUAAAUAUAUUUUCGCUUAUACCUGUCAUGUUGUACUUGUGUUCAUUUUUGCAACUUAAACUGUGUAUUAUGUAGACCUGCCUCCAUUUAUUUUGUAUAUAUUUAGAUUAUUCAACAUUGUUCUAUUCAGCAGGACAAUAAAAUUGUUAGCUUUCUGCAAGAUGAAUAGGACAGAACUUGCAACAUAAUAAAUUGUGUAUAUUUGUCUAUAA
Xenopus tropicalis (tropical clawed frog) is the source of this 1529-nucleotide messenger RNA. RefSeq lists its product as uncharacterized. The record is from RefSeq and is a predicted model, not a curated record. The transcript has 4 exons. NCBI's taxonomy places the organism in Eukaryota, Metazoa, Chordata, Amphibia, Anura, Pipidae. The coding region runs from base 102 to 758 and encodes 218 amino acids.